CGCCCCUCCACCGCAUCGACCAGCCAUGUGUAGCGACCCUCUGCCGCCUCGCUCGUCAGGCCCUUCAACUUAAUGGGCGCCUGCAGCUGCGCCAUCGGCCCCUUCAGGUCGAUGACCUCCAUGACGGCCUGCACCUCAUCCUCCACACCACUCUCGAAGUGCUGGAAAUAGUCGCCGUCGCCGGCAAAGAAGCCCUCCCAAUGUGCGGCCCCGCCAACACCAUGACUGCCAGCGAGCUGACCGAAUAGGUGUCGGUCGAGGGGCUCAGGGGGCCGCGGAGGGGGGCCGAGAGACAGUGGCGCUUGGUGAGCGCCGUAGCGACGCGAUGGAGGGCGGCGGGUCGCUGUGGGGUGCGGGCACUGGCGGGGCGAUGAUGCCCUCGGCCGACUGCAGGGGCUGGAUGGCCUCGUCGAUGAGCACUGACAACUCAAGGUCGAUCCACUGGGCGAACAGGGUGCUGAUGGACGCGUCGAACAACACAAGGGCGUUCUGCCGGUUGAUGUCACCAUGCACCCUGCCCGCCUCGUGGAUGGCCGGCAGCGCCGACAGCGCCGAAAUGGUGAGUCGCCGGUACUCCUCGGGGGGCAGCUUCAGGCGGCCGAGGGUUUGGCCGAUCAGGCCGACGCUCCCCUUCUCGGCCGCUCCUGCCGAUGCCACCAGCCCUGCCCUAAUCUUGGCGAGGUCGGCGAGGGUGACGGAGCCAGUCCAGAGCUCGUGUGCUCUGACGCGGCCAGCCGUCACCCGCAGCUCCUCGCGCUCAUCGCCGCUGCCCGCCGCCGCUGCUGCUGCUGCUGCUGGUGACCGUCUCUGCCGCUGCUUCCUCGCUCGCUCCUUGAGUUUCAACAGCUUCUUGGCCGUCUCCUGGGCGCCCUUGCUCAGCGCUGCGGCUGAAGGACAACAUAAAGCAAGACACAAAGACACCAACCAAACGUGUGUGGGUAUGGGUGUGCUGAGGGAUCAGUAAAGCUGCUCGUCUCUCACCGCUGCUGGCCGGUAUGUCCUCGUCGUCGGUCUCGUCAGGCCGGCCUGGUGGCGGUGGCUUCUGCUGCAGAGUGGUGCGGGUGGCGUCGGGCAGCAUCGCUGAACGGAACAAACACGGCAGCCAGGCACACAGCUCUCAUGAGCCACAUUUGGAUGUGUCUCCCCUCCCUCCCUCUCUCCCUGUGACCAACUCACCGGCAUAUUUCGCUAGCACAUAGAAGCCCUGGAGCUUGUAGGUCCGCCUCUUGUGGGCCUCGUCAGGCUUGCUGGCGUGCAGGAAUCCCAGGGGACGGUGGCGGUGCAACUGGGCAUCCAUGAGGCGGAUGGUACGGCUGGUGCCCUCCUCAAUCGCCGCCCAGGCCACCAUCGGGGGCGUCACGGCCUUCUUCUCCCUCCCCCUGACCCCCUGCAGAGCCUCAAUGGCCUGCGCCUCGGCCUCCAGCCGCCUCGCCACCUCCGCCCAGCCACCUCCGGACAUCAU
Messenger RNA from Vitrella brassicaformis, 1462 nucleotides. Lineage: Eukaryota; Vitrellaceae. The record is from the annotation of a GenBank genome assembly.